UAUUAUUAAUUUUCACAAACUUCACCUAAACUUCCAAGUAACUUGUUCAUACUCAUUCACUUCACUCCAUAAUCAUCCAAACUUCCACAAACAAAACAUAAAAAUGGCAACCAUCUCAGCUACCACCGCAACCGCCUCAAUCUCCCGUGCAUGUCUUGCACAGAAGAGACCUCUUGCAGUCUCAUCCUCACCUGUUCUUGGAUUGCCAACAAUGGCUAAGGUUGGAAGAGUUAAGUGUUCAAUGGAAGGAAAACCUUCAUCCGUGAAUGAAAGCAGCUCAAAGAUGGGAAUGACAGCAUCUUUGUUAUCAGCUGCAUGUGCUGCAGCCAUGUCAAGCCCAGCAGCCAUGGCAUUAGUGGAUGAAAGAAUGAGCACUGAAGGAACCGGUCUUCCCUUUGGACUCAGCAACAACCUUCUUGGUUGGAUCCUUUUUGGUGUGUUUGGUCUUAUUUGGGCUCUCUAUUUUAUUUAUGCUUCCGGUCUUGAUGAGGAUGAAGAGUCUGGUUUGUCCCUUUAAGUUUGCUUGAAAUGAUCAAUCAUGGAUUGUAGAAAAGUACUCCAGUUAUUUUCUGUGAUGAUAUAUUGAUAUGUAUCUAAGUAAUGACUUUUGUUGUUGAUUAUUAAUUACUACCUUUUCUUUCCUUUAACUAA
Messenger RNA from Vicia villosa (hairy vetch), 651 nucleotides. Its product is annotated as photosystem II reaction center W protein, chloroplastic-like. The transcript is spliced from 2 exons. Bases 104 to 517 code for a protein of 137 amino acids. Gene Ontology annotation, cellular component: chloroplast; photosystem II. Gene Ontology annotation, biological process: photosynthesis. The record is from RefSeq and is a predicted model, not a curated record. NCBI's taxonomy places the organism in Eukaryota, Viridiplantae, Streptophyta, Magnoliopsida, Fabales, Fabaceae.